AUGGACGUACGCCAAGUAUCAUAUCGCAAUCUUGCGCUUCGUCUCAUUCUUUUUCAGAUUAUGGCUCUCUUCUUUCUAAAUGGAAAUAAGCCUGAACAAUCUGAGAGCGUUCUUAUUGAGGCACCACGAACCAUGACGAAUACCAUCAUUGACAGCGAUGGAAACGAGGCUUACCGAGCCUUCAUGAACAAGUUAGCUCAGUGCAAUGUUGAUCAAUAUGUUGACUUGCCCAUGAUUGCCGUCAUGGGAGAUACGAGCAGUGGAAAAUCCAGUCUC
Cylindrotheca closterium is the source of this 276-nucleotide messenger RNA. The record is from the annotation of a GenBank genome assembly. NCBI's taxonomy places the organism in Eukaryota, Bacillariophyta, Bacillariophyceae, Bacillariales, Bacillariaceae.